AUGGAGGGAUCUGAGGAGCUGGAGAGCAGCCUCCUGACACAGCCCUGGGCUUCUGUUUGCUUUGGCGAGUCUGCUUUUCUUGCCAAAGCGUGCUUCAGGGAUACUGGCUACGUCCUGCUGAUCUCCGACCUCAGCAGCGUCUGGUACGAGAGUGCAGAUGCUGAGGCCGUGGGACAAAGGUCCAAGGAGCUGAACAAACGGCUGACGGUCCAUGUGUCCUCCUUCCUGCACCGCUUGUGCAAGCUGAUGUGCCCCUUGCUGGCAGGGCAGCCGGACGCCACCACCUCCUUCUCCUGCCACCGCAGUGCCAGCGGCCUCAGCCUGCAUGUGAGGAGUGAGCUCUCGGGACUGCCCUUCUACUGGGACUUCCACUGCUGCCCAGCUCCGGUGGAGAUG
Tauraco erythrolophus (red-crested turaco) is the source of this 396-nucleotide messenger RNA. The record is from RefSeq and is a predicted model, not a curated record. NCBI's taxonomy places the organism in Eukaryota, Metazoa, Chordata, Aves, Musophagiformes, Musophagidae.